UACCAGAAUCUAAAACCGUGGCAUUUCGAAUUUGAUACUGUUUUUGCACUACACGGUACACACUCAUUAUCUUUCAGCCAAAGUCGUCUGUUAGCGAGCCCGAUUGUACCGUGUCUGAAAAAUUAACCCCAAAGUAUAUAUUUAGGUCCAGCAUUUUCUCGAACACCUGUCACAAUAUACAGUGAUUGAACUUGUGUUGAGGAGAAGAUGCAGGCUACGGUUGCAUCCAGGUGUUUGAAGAUUCUGAAUAAUUCCAUUCCGCCUCGCUGUUUUAAUCGUUAUCCUAUAACAUGUUCUCCUAAAUUAUUAAACCCAUGUCAAAUUGGCUUUGAAUUCAAGCAAAAUUCAAUCUUUACUGCACGCACCUCGCGUAGCUCCGGCAGAAAGAAGCCGUCUUUACUCCCUCAUAUCAAUGCUUUUCUGUCGGAUUUUCCCUCCAAAACACCCCAGAACCCAAGAUCGGUAUCGGAUGGCUAUGCGGUGUUCUCCACAGAAGCAAAGCCAGCACCGAAGCAAGCGCCUACGACGUCGUUGAAGAAAACUGAAGCUUCAGGAGGCCAACUCCCAGAUACUAAAAUCUUCGCAACUCUCGCAAAAUAUAUAUGGAUGAAGGAUAAUCUCGAGCUUCGGCUCCGUGUCAUUGCUGCAUUGGGCCUCUUAGUUGGUGCAAAAGUGUUGAAUGUUCAGGUGCCAUUCUUGUUUAAGCUUGCUGUUGAUUGGUUGACGACUGCAACGGGAAAUGCCAGUGCUCUAGCCGAGUUUACUGCUGCUAAUUCAACUGUUUUAGCACUUUUUGUUAGCCCUGCUGCGAUUUUGAUUGGGUAUGGGAUAGCACGUGCAGGGUCUUCUGCUUUCAAUGAAUUGCGAACUGCGGUGUUCUCUAAGGUGGCAUUGAGAACAAUUAGGCAGGUUUCCCGAAAGGUUUUUUCACAUCUCCACGAGCUCGACCUACGGUUUCACCUUAGUCGUGAAACAGGUGCUCUAAAUCGAAUAAUUGAUCGUGGUAGCCGUGCUAUUAAUUUUAUACUUUCAUCCAUGGUCUUCAAUGUUGUACCAACUAUAUUAGAGAUAUCAAUGGUGUCCGGUAUUCUUGCAUAUAAGUUUGGAGCACCAUUUGCAUGGAUUACAUCACUGUCUGUGGCUGCAUAUAUAAUUUUCACAUUGACCGUGACACAGUGGAGAACAAAGUUUAGGAAGGAGAUGAACAAAGCUGAUAAUGAUGCUAACACAAGGGCAAUCGAUUCUCUAAUUAACUAUGAGACUGUGAAAUAUUUCAACAAUGAGGCUUUUGAAGCUGAUAAAUACGAUGAAUUUCUGAGAAUUUAUGAAGAUGCUGCCUUACAAGCUCAACGAAGCCUUGCCUAUUUAAACUUUGGCCAAAAUGUGAUAUUUAGCACAGCACUCUCUGCAGCUAUGGUCUUGUGUUCCCAGGGGAUCAUGAAUGGCAAUAUGACUGUUGGUGACUUGGUCAUGGUAAAUGGGCUACUUUUUCAGCUAUCUCUUCCACUCAACUUCCUUGGAAGUGUUUAUAGGGAAACAAUUCAAAGUUUGGUCGACAUGAAGUCCUUGUUUCAGUUACUAGAGGAGAAGGCUGAUAUUAGGGAUGCAGACGGUGCCAAGCCUUUGAAGUUAGAUGGCGGUGGCAUUCAGUUUGACAAUGUCUACUUCAGGUGCACCUUAAAUUCUCUACUUGGCAAUUCACUGGGCAAGAUGGCAACUUGUAAACAAAUGAACAAAUACAGGAUCUUUUGAAUCAUCAUGCUCAGAACUCUGUCUGACAGCCAUCUGUUUAGUGCUGUUGAGUGGUACAGGGAAAUAAGCACUAUAUCUGGUGUGCUAAAAAAAAAAAAAAAAAAUGUUAGCUGGUGAAAAUUCCUGUGUAUAACAAGGGAAAAUUGCACGAUUGGUGCUCAACCUAUGACCUCUCUAUCAAGUUGGUCCUCAAACUUUAAAAUGGUACAUUUUAAUGUUCAGCUUCCUAUAUUGUUAAUCAGGUAGUCUCAAUGGAUGGAAACAGUCCUUUUGACUUUUGAAAGGACAAUUUUUUAUGCUAAAAAGACAAUUACGCUGUUAUUUAAGGAAUAAUUGAA
Olea europaea var. sylvestris is the source of this 2090-nucleotide messenger RNA. Its product is annotated as ABC transporter B family member 25, mitochondrial-like. Gene Ontology annotation, molecular function: ABC-type transporter activity; ATP binding. Gene Ontology annotation, cellular component: mitochondrial inner membrane. The record is from RefSeq and is a predicted model, not a curated record. The coding region runs from base 208 to 1752 and encodes 514 amino acids. Gene Ontology annotation, biological process: transmembrane transport; intracellular iron ion homeostasis. The transcript is spliced from 12 exons. NCBI's taxonomy places the organism in Eukaryota, Viridiplantae, Streptophyta, Magnoliopsida, Lamiales, Oleaceae.